Callithrix jacchus (white-tufted-ear marmoset) is the source of this 2925-nucleotide messenger RNA. RefSeq names its product small regulatory polypeptide of amino acid response (gene SPAAR). Lineage: Eukaryota; Metazoa; Chordata; Mammalia; Primates; Cebidae. The record is from RefSeq and is a predicted model, not a curated record.
AAAUGAGGAACCAGCUGGGCGCGGUGGCUCGUCUGUAAUCCCAGCACUUUGGGAGGCCGAGGCUAGUGGAUCACGAGGUCAAUAGAUCGAGACCAUCCUGGUCAACACGGUGAAACCUCAUCUCUACUAAAAAUACAAAAAAAUAGCUGGGCAGCGUGCCUAUAAUCCCAGCUACUCAGGAGGCUGAGGCAGGAGAAUUGCCUGAACCCAGGAGGCGGAGGUUGCGGUGAGCCGAGAUCGUACCAUUGCACUCCAGCCUGGGUAACAAGAGCAAAACUCCAUCUCAAAAAAAAAAAAAAAUGCGGAACCACUCAGGCACUCUGCAGGCGGCCUACAGCUGCAUGUACCUGCAAAGAACAGCUGAUGAGAAGACAAAGGAACAAACGUUCAAGCUUGACACACAGUCCCCUGGUGCCCUCUAUCACCCCAAUUAAGGAGGUGAUGUUGGUAACUCAACCUGAAACCACAGGCCCCUAGAUCAUCCCAUCAUCUCCUUCCCUCUGCUUCUGGUCGUCCCAGUUAAUAAAAAUAAUCCAAGUAAUCUGCUUCCUGUCACAGCCUACAGCCUUCUCCAUGUGGAGGAGAAGCUCAGGGCCCAGAUGGUCCCAUCAUCUCCGAAAAGGGACAGAUUGAGAAUAUGACAGGCCAUGGUUUGCUCUGAAAAGUUGCUCUCCCAUUCUGUGCAAAGUGCUGGUAUCCUAAUGUGGGUCCUAAAGAAAGUUCCCUUGGGCCUUGGAGAAACGAAAAGGAUCCGGGCUGUGUGACCUUGGGCCGGCCCUCUGCCCUUUCUGGGACUCUGCACCCAGAUCAGUAAAACUGCAGAAUCAGAUGACCUGUGGUCCCAUGGCACCUGGAAAGGGCACUGAGCUAGGAGUGGAGGGAGGCUGGUCCCUCCUCAGCCACUGGUACUCCAGUUAACAUGGCUAAUUCAAAAUGGGCUACAGGGAGGUCAUUUAACCUCUAUGACCGUAGGAUCUUUAUCUAUAAAAUGGAGACUAUAUCGCUACACAGGGUUGCUGGGAAGGUUAUCAGAUCACGUCUGGUGAGGUCCCUGCCUGGAGUUACUGUUCUCACUACUCUGUUUCCCAGAAUAUGGACAGAGUGGGGCUAAUGGCCCAGUCUCCUUUCUGGAAGUGGUGAUGGUCUCCAGAGGUGUUGGGUGUGAAGGGGCUCUGACAUGGCAGACUAACUCAGUCACCUGGGCCUAGCUUAUUUCCCUGACCUCCUGGCAGGGAGCAGGGUGGAAAUGGCUUGGGGCGCGCACGGCGGGGCGGGAUAACUCGGGUUGGACAGCUGCUAAGUGGGUCCUGGGCCCUCCUCACAAUUGGCGGAAGGAAUUCAGGAAGUGCUCUCAGCUGCUCAGACAUCUCGGAGCCAAGUUCCAAGCAGGACAACGUGGAGGCUGCGGCACCCAGGGAGGAGUGCCAUGGUCCCUGGGGCGACCACCAGGCCAGGGGGCUGAAGUACUAGGUGCAGCCAGGGCUGGCCCUCAGGGAGCCCAGGGGAGUCUGUUCUCACGUCUUCCAGGGCAGUGCUUCUUCUAGAAGCUGACAUGGAGCUGACCACAGCUCUUGGAGACCUGGCCUGAGGCAUAGAAAAUAGAGAUUAUCUGAGAUUUGAGCAGUGGGGUCACGUGGCAGUGCCGGAUGGCCUGGAGCAGGAGCGACCCAGGGACUCAGAGCAGCGUCUUCUUAGGAGACAGAGGGAGAGCACCAGGCCCCUGCCAUCACCAAGAGCCUCCUGUUCUGGAUGGGAGCGAAGGCUUCAAGAGGACCUAAGGUUGCUCAGCGGGCCAUGGAAACGGCAGUGAUUGGGGUAGUGGCGGUACUGUUUGUGGUGACUGUGACCAUCACCUGUGUCCUCUGCUGCUUCAGCUGUGACUCGAGGGCCCAGGAUCUACAGGAGGGCUCUGGGAGCAGCUUCACGGUGGCCACAUUUCGCCAAGAGGCUUCUCUUUUCACGGGGCCUGGUCGCCAUGCCCAGCCAGUGCCUAGUGCCCAGGACUUCUGGACCUUCAUGUGAGGCCUGAGUCCCUAUGAUUUGCUAUGCUGAUGGGUCAGACUCACCUGCCCCUCAGCAAGCCUUCCCUGGCCUACUAUCCCUCCCAGGACCGCCUCCCACUCCUUCCCCUUCGUAACCUGUGAACUCCCCAUCUCCUCUCCCACCCCAACCUUCUGUGCCCUCCAGCCUGUGGGAUCCUUGGUAUUGGAACCCCCGAGCCCAGCUGGAGUCAACCCACAGGAUGGGGCUUAGGAGAGGUCUGAGGAGUGAGCGAACAGACACAGCGCUGGACUGCAAGGCCGCUGGGUCUGCUGAGCUACACCAGGAACUGAAAUACUACUGGAAUUUAUUGUAGGCGGUGUGCCUGCGACACUGAUCUAUUGCCACCUGAGGACACAGCACCCUCAAGUGGACAUUUUUGGAAACUGCUUCUUUCUUGCUCUCCUAAUUGAUUCCUUUUGCACAUUGCACAGAACUCAGCCUCGAGGCCUGCUCCCUGCCAUUUGCCUGAAAUCAGCCCUAAAAUUCUGAAGAGCUGCUUCCUGGGAACAAAUGAUUUACUUUAGAACUGAAAAUGUAUAUCCUUUUACGGGCCUUUCCAAAUCUGAUUUGGAGAGAAAAUAAGAGCCACAGAAAGCACAAUGUUUUAUUGAAAGGAAAGCCAGAAAUCUGAUUUUUAAACAUAUUUUUAACGUGUUUUGUAUUGCUAUAUUCUAACAGGUCACUUCUAUUCUUAGAGAACGUGACUUGUGUUACCCGGGAGUGACAGAAAAAUCAGGAACUGAAAGAUAAUUCCAGACAAGUUGAAAUGUUGUUACAUUCAGAGCAUGUAACAAAGCUCUUGUUUUAUCACAAAGAAAGAAAUAUUCAGUUUUUAUUAAUAGAAAACCCAUUCUCCUGUGGCCAUGGAAUAAAUGCCGUGCU